This is a messenger RNA of Prorocentrum cordatum, 1128 nucleotides long. Lineage: Eukaryota; Dinophyceae; Prorocentrales; Prorocentraceae. The record is from the annotation of a GenBank genome assembly.
AUGGCAAAGCGUGGGCCCGCUUGGGCAGGCGAUGUUGCUGCGUUGUCUGAUGUCGUGGCCCGACGCAUCGCAAAACCCAACUCCGUACCAACGUACCCGAAGCAAGCGCCAGAUGAGUCCGACCCCAAAAAGAUCAUGAAGGCGAAGCCUUUCAUGAGGGACUUGAGUAAGUUGUCGCCCAAGCUGGCCUUCAAACUUACGGACCUCACUAGUGCGGUCGGCACCGCCUACAAUAGGAACGGCUCUGACUGGGGCUUGGACGACGCCCAGGUCAAGGGCGGGAAGGGCUGGAUCAAUGUCAAUGCGAGGCGGCUUCGCAUCAUGCGCAGGCACGCGUCCAAGGCGGCAGGCGCCGCCCAGCCUGCCAGGUGGGCCACUCAGCUCUUCGGGGGCGACGCCAAGGGCGACGGCGAGAUGGACCUCGAGGGCGGGGCGGAGGCAGGCGAGCAGAAGGCCGCCAAGAAGAAGAAGAAGACACAGCGCCGCAAGGCGAAGAAAGCAAAUGAGAAGGCGACCGCGCUUCCGACUGCGAGCGCUCCGUCACUUGUUGGCCCAAGCGCUGCGGGGGGUACGACGUGGGUGUUUGGGUGGCGGUCGACCCUCAUGAAGGCCUGGCGCAGGAAGUCAUUGGGGAACUGUCCGUGCGAGUACACUGACGAGCUCAUCAUCGGCGACGUCGGCACUGACUUUAUCAAAGCGAAGUGGGGCGACGACGUGUUCCCGAUUACAGAGUGCACCGUCGACGAGAACUGGGCGGACCACCAGAAAGCCAGGGCCCAGAAAACCAAAGAGAACAAGCAACUUUUCGAUUGUGAGUUCGAGGGCUACGACCUCGCGCUCACGAAGAAGCUGUGCAAGGGCACCACGUACGGGAAGAAGAACACGGCGGUGCAGUCGACGAAGGACUUGCUGCAGACCUUCAUGGAUGGCAAGAUUAAGAUCUCAGACCUCAAGCCUGCAGCUCGCAAAAUCAAGGAGUCACUUGACUCGGGGUCGGAGGCCGAGGCCACUGGUGCCGAGGCGUCGGCGGACCUCGGCGAGAUCGAAUGCGAAGGCGAUGAGGAGGAGUACGAGGACGAGUUCGACGAGAACUCGGAGAGCGGCGAUGACGAGGACGGUGAAGAAUAA